Messenger RNA from Microthlaspi erraticum, 360 nucleotides. The record is from the annotation of a GenBank genome assembly. Lineage: Eukaryota; Viridiplantae; Streptophyta; Magnoliopsida; Brassicales; Brassicaceae.
AUGGACCAACAACAGGCGAAAGCAGGCAAACGGAGCAAAAAGGAACUCGAUCGACUCACUUCACAGGUCGAUCGAUCCUAUGCGAUGACCAGCAGUCGAUCUGUUCCAUACAAGAAGAGGAGGAUCGAUCGAGCUCAUACAAGAAGAGGAGAUCGAUCUUGCUUAUACACGAGAGGUGAAUCGAUCGAUCCCAUUGUACGACGUGCAACUCGAUCGAUCCCAUGCAUGCAUGCGUCGUCUAAUCUCAGCCGUUCGAUCCGUCCCGCUCAGAUGCACAUCCAUUUGAUCGACUUCGUGCUAACCGAUUCGAUCGAACCGUGGCAAACCGGAUUGAACCGAGCUCGACCCGGAGCUAUUUAG